Capra hircus (goat) is the source of this 865-nucleotide messenger RNA. RefSeq names its product O-6-methylguanine-DNA methyltransferase (gene MGMT). The transcript has 5 exons. Gene Ontology annotation, cellular component: nucleus. The record is from RefSeq and is a predicted model, not a curated record. Lineage: Eukaryota; Metazoa; Chordata; Mammalia; Artiodactyla; Bovidae. Gene Ontology annotation, molecular function: methylated-DNA-[protein]-cysteine S-methyltransferase activity. Gene Ontology annotation, biological process: DNA repair. The coding region runs from base 111 to 743 and encodes 210 amino acids.
CCCCCGCCCUGCGCCGGUCCCCCGGGCUUCCUGUGCUCCCUCGGCGCUGCGUGGUCCUGCGCUCUGAGUUCCUUGCGGUGGGCGGCUUAGGCAGCGCGGUUCUUGGGAAGAUGGACGAGACCUGUGAAAUGAAAUACAGAGUGAUGGACAGCCCUCUGGGGAAGCUGGAGAUCUCUGGUUGUGAGCAGGGUCUGCAUGGGAUAAAGCUGCAUGGCGGGAAGACCCCAGACACUGGACCCGCGGAGGCCACCGCUCCUGCUGAGCAGCUCGGAGGUCCCGGGGCAGUGCAGCCCCUGCUGCAGUGCGCGGCCUGGCUGGACGCCUAUUUCCGCGAGCCCGCGGUCCUCGAGGGGCUCCCUGUGCCCGCGCUGCACCAUCCCAUCUUCCAGAAAGAGUCAUUCACCAGACAGGUGUUAUGGAAGCUGCUGAAGCUUGUGAAAUUCGGAGAAACGGUUUCUUACCAGCAAUUAGCAGCCCUGGCGGGCAACCCCAGAGCAGCGCGGGCCGUGGGAGGAGCCAUGAGGAGCAACCCUAUUCCCAUCCUCAUCCCGUGCCAUCGAGUGGUUUGCAGCAGCGGGGCCAUGGGCAACUACUCCGGAGGCGUGGGCGUGAAGGAGUGGCUGCUGGCCCACGAGGGCCAUCCUGCCAGGAAAGCGGCCCGUGGAGGGGGCUCCUGUGCCACCAGCUCCUGGCGCGGGGCCCUGGGCAACACCACCAGCUCCCAGCCCACUGGCCGAGACUGAGUGUGUAUGAGCAGCUUGCUGGGCAUGGGGUGUGUGCUGUGGGGGUGGGGGGGUGGGGAGUGCUGAGGGGGGAUGGGGGGUGCGGAAGGGGGGUUGUGUCUCAUUAAAGGAGCCAGAGUCUC